Maudiozyma saulgeensis is the source of this 555-nucleotide messenger RNA. The record is from the annotation of a GenBank genome assembly. NCBI's taxonomy places the organism in Eukaryota, Fungi, Ascomycota, Saccharomycetes, Saccharomycetales, Saccharomycetaceae.
AUGAAUCUCAGUGGUACACUAAACGCAUUCAGGAUACUUUAUAAUCCGUCUCUUUGCAAACCAGGUCUGAUCAUAGAUACUUUUAAUCACUUACCGGUCCCAAUUAACAAACAUAUAAAAGCUGUUGUGGUGGAUAAGGACAACUGCUUUGCAUUCCCAAAAGAAAAUAAAGUAUGGUGUGAAUAUGAGAAUAAGUGGGAGUUACUAAAAAAAUCAUAUCCUGGGAGGGCCUUACUUAUUGUUAGCAAUAGUGCUGGUUCAAAUGAAGAUUUAGACAAUAAACAGGCCAAGUUCAUAGAAGAUAGUUUGGGCGUGUAUGUGCUAAGGCAUUCAACCAAAAAACCAGGUUGCCAUGAUGAUAUUGUUGAAUAUUUCAGUCAUCAUAAUAUCAUCCAGGACCCAAGUGAAAUAGCCGUUGUAGGCGAUAGGUUAUUUACAGAUAUAAUGAUGGCAAAUAUAAUGAAUUCAUAUGGGGUCUGGGUUAAAGAUGGUGUAGUGAAAUCAAAUAAUAUUCUCAGUAGGCUUGAGAAACUAAUAUUUAGUCCAAAAGAAUAA